AUGCAGGCUCCUAAUGUUUACCCCUUCCCUCAACCGCAAUUACAACAGCUGCCCAGGUUUCAGUACGCUCCCACGCAACUCGUGCUUGACCAGUCUGCUCCGCGGGUAGAUCCUCUGCAAGCGGGAGUAGCUGUAAAUCCCGCGUUACCGAUGCAGCACUAUAAUAUUCACAGCACGCGUAGCAGUGAUAACAUAAAUAACUACGCGUAUUAUUACCAUCAUCCCGAUAAUAACGAUAACACUACGAGUACGACGACUCCCACUAAUAACAUCAAUAAUAAUAACAACCCUACUCUUCCUGUUACUGGCAUUCCGGUGCCCAAUAGCUCUCUUUAUAGAAAUACAAACCAAUUUCCUUCUGCUCCUCAGCGGUUGCUUAGUAUUAUACCGGACCCUCAUAUGGCACCCAACAUUUCUCAUUAUCAACCAAAUAAUAUUCGUCCUCAAAUGCGUGUCUCUAUUCCUCAUAAUAUUCAUUUUCAACAAAUACCCACCUAUAACAACACUAAUAAUAGCAACGAUAACCCUGUAGGCUCGAAUGAAAAUGAGUUGCUGGACAACAUCAACGAGCGUUACCAUCACGAGCUAAACAAGAUGGCUUCAUUUUCCAAGAAUUUCGAAAACAAUGAACUCACAACCACUCCCAGCGAUUCAAAUAUCCAAUCCACCAUUGACGAACUGACAAAACUGAAGUAUCUGUCGAGUUCUUCCCAUUUUAAGCAGAACAUCGCCAUACAGAAUUACUAUUCUCUUCAGAAUCACAUCGCUACUAUUGAAAACCGUUUGACUGGCUUGCUCAAUGAUAGACAGCAGCAGCAGCAGCAGCAGCAGCAGCAACAACAACAACAGCAGCAGCAACAACAACAACAACAACAACAACAGAUACCCGAAAACUCUAACUCUACAUCACCAUCUAAUAAGAUAAAACUACCUUCCCUACAGGAACUAACUAAAUCUAUAUCCACCCAACAUCCCACAACCACAUAUGUCAAUAAAAGACAUGCUUCAGAUUCAGAUACAAAGCUAACAACUACCCAUCAUCCAUUAUACCAUCGUCACACCUUUCUCUCCGCCUCGUCAUCCUCGCCUUCUCCCUCUGCCGGUUCAGUGCCCCUCCAGAAGCUACAGGUUCCAAGACUGGACGAACCAAGUGACGCAAAAAGUAACUUAUCAUCAUCUCCCUUCAAUUCGAUUACCUACAUACCGAGUACUACCUUGUCUCCCACCGUGCAAACACAGUUGAAAAACAAUACUACGUCUAGCAAAAUCACAAAGAAGAAGAACAACAGAGGUAGACCAAGAGCUAUUCAAAGGCAGCCAACGCUCACUACCUCUACUCAUUUCAUAAACAACUCCGGCACUGCCGCCGCUGUGACUCCAAACGCUGCCCCCGCAACUAAUAACCAUGAAAAGGAAACCAGCCCCAAAAAAAUAAUCGAAUUCUGUUUCCACUGUGGAGAAACUGAAACUCCAGAAUGGAGAAAAGGACCAUACGGUACAAGAACCCUUUGUAAUGCGUGCGGGCUAUUUUACAGAAAGGUUACCAAGAAAUUUGGUUCGAAAAGCAGCAAUUUACUACUAAGGUACAGAAGAGCCAUUGAUUUAGCCAACGAUCGUAGAAUUCCUGAUUUCAUCACCAUUCCAAACAGAUUCAUCCAUGAUAUGGAUAAGGACCAAACGUUAGAUUCUGAAUAUAAUACAAUAUUACAAUAG
Messenger RNA from Saccharomyces eubayanus, 1713 nucleotides. It is a transcript of the gene GAT2, whose product is annotated as Gat2p. Gene Ontology annotation, molecular function: zinc ion binding; sequence-specific DNA binding. The coding region runs from base 1 to 1713 and encodes 570 amino acids. Lineage: Eukaryota; Fungi; Ascomycota; Saccharomycetes; Saccharomycetales; Saccharomycetaceae. Gene Ontology annotation, biological process: regulation of DNA-templated transcription. The transcript has a single exon. The record is from RefSeq and is a predicted model, not a curated record.